UUUAAGUUGCAUAUCUCUCUUUUAAUACAGAAGAUAUUUUUAUAUUUUCAUUAUUUUGUAAAUAAAACAGUUAAAUAUGGAAGUGGGUUUUAAUUAAACAAAUGUUGUAAGUACUGGUAGCUGGUAUUCUGUAUUUGAAAGAAUCUGUUUUAAGUCACUACGAGCUUAUUUUAUAAAAUAAUAUGUUAUAAUUACUUCAAUGUGAACAAGGAAAGAUCGCUUGGUUUGUCAUUUGAAACCAGGUCGCUGGGUGACGUCACUCCGUGGGAUUCGCGGACUUGUGGCGAAGGGAAUAGUUUUUCUCUGCUUUAACUAUGACUGGCAGCCGUCAUUUAUGGCAUUUCGGGAAAGUGGCAGUUGGCACAAUAAAACCAUGACUAAUUUUUGCUAAGUUCCAAAAUAAAAAGUAUCCAAUAGAAAUGUAAAUUUUAUAACGUCGAUUUCACUUAUUCUGUAACUAUGAUUGAGAAAAUGACUCCGUUUCGUAGAAAGAAAAGUGGUAAAUCGUUUCCCGUCAAAGUCUGCACUUUGGAUGCGGAAUUGGAGUUUAAUUUGGAAUGGAGAGCGACAGGAAGGGAUCUUUUUGAGCUGGUGUGCAGGACUAUAGGUUUAAGGGAAACUUGGUAUUUUGGAUUGCAAUAUGAAGACUCCAAGGGUUUUAUAUCGUGGCUUAAACUCGAUAAAAAAGGUAAAUGCUUAUCGUUACUGUUUGGGGAGUUAAAAAGCGGAACGUCUUUUGUAGUUCAAGACCAAAGCAUUCAAAAGAAUGACCAGACAGCAUCAUUUAUGUUCCUAGCCAAGUUUUACCCAGAGGAAGUGGCCGAGGAACUGGUGCAAGAAGUGACCCAGCACUUGUUCUUUCUGCAAGUAAAACAGGCCAUUUUAUCAAUGGAUAUUUAUUGUCCCCCUGAGGCUUCAGUAUUAUUGGCCAGCUAUGCCGUUCAGGCUAAAUUUGGUGACUUUGAUGAGGACACUUACAAGCCAGGAAUGUUGGCAAGUGAGGAUUUGCUGCCGCAACGAGUGAUAGAUCAAUACCAAAUGACAUUGGAGAUGUGGGAGGAGCGAAUCAGGGUGUGGUACGCUGAUCAUAGGGGUAUGUCGAGAGACGAGGCAGAAAUGGAGUAUUUGAAAAUAGCCCAGGACUUGGAUAUGUAUGGGGUCAAUUAUUUUCCCAUACAGAACAAAAAAGAGACUGAAUUAUGGUUAGGCGUGACCGCAUUGGGUUUGAACAUCUACGAAAAGGAAAACAAACUGCAGCCGAAAACUACGUUCACGUGGAGCGAAAUCCGCCACAUUAGUUUCGACGACAAAAAGUUCAUUAUCAAGCCCGUCGACAAGAUCGCCCCGAAUUUCGUAUUUUUCAGUCAAAAAGUUAGGAUGAACAAAUUGAUUUUAGAUCUGUGCAUGGGCAACCACGACCUGUUCAUGCGCAGGCGCAAACCCGACUCGAUGGAGCUGCAGCAGAUGAAGGCGGCCGCCAAAGAGGAAAAACAACGGAGACAGGUGCAGAGGAACAGACUGGCGCGGGAGAAGCAGCUGCGGGAGGAGGCGGAAAGGGAGAGAGCCAACAUGGAACAAAGGCUGUUGCAGUAUCAGGAAGAGAUACGUCUCGCCAACGAAGCUCUGAGACGCUCCGAAGAGAGCGCCGACCUUUUGGCGGAAAAGAGCAGGGUAGCCGAAGAGGAGGCCCGUCUUUUGAGUCAGAAAGCUGCCGAGGCCGAACAAGAGAUCACCAGGCUAAGGUUAACCGCGAUGAGAAAGGACGAGGAAAAGGUGACGUUGGAGCGUAAGACUAGGGAGGCGGAGCUGCUGACAGCGCGACUGGUGGAGGAGUCGGAGAGGCGGGCCGCGGAAGCGAACAAACUGAAAGACGAGUUGCUCAGGGCGAGGGCGGCCGAGAAACAAGCCAAGGAGAAAUUGCUCGAUUUUCUCAAUCGAAGCACUUUCACCGCCGGUUCUACUCCCGCGUCACCCCUAUCGUCGGUGAGCGCGCUGUAUUCGGCGCCCCUAUCGCCGAACAACAUCCAUUCUGAACUGUCGCUCUAUGAGAGCGAAGCCAGCACAUCCCCCGACUUCAAUCUCAACAUCAACUCGUACGAUCUGAUCGUGAACGCUGACGCCGAGCAAUUAUCCCUCGAGAUCGAAAAGGAACGGGUCGAUUACUUGGAAAAAUCGAAAAACCUCCACAACCAACUGAAGGAGUUGCGGUCCGAGAUCGCGGUACUAAAGGUCAGCGAGAAAUCGUCCGAGUACGACCAACUGCACGAGGAGCAGGUGAAACUCGGCGAGAACAAGUACUCUACGUUGAAAAAGAGUAAAAGCGGAAGCACCAAGAGUCGGGUGGCCUUUUUCGAGGAAUUGUAAACGGGUGGGGUUUCAGUCGACGCUCCUAUACGCGCUUCUUGGAUAAUUCGAAGAGUGGGCCAUAUUUAACGGUACAGUGAACACAAAAAGGAAAAAUCGUGCCGACAAACUGGGGAAUUAUCAUUUUCCUGUUGGGGCUCUUUUUCGUCUGCGAGCUGAAGUGCACUUGUUAAACUAAGCAUAAUUACAACAAUUCGACAAUUUUGUUAGAGUAUAUUUAGGUACAAACGAGAGAAAAAUACAUAUUUUUAAGAUAGUACUGUGGUUUUAUUCAGGUCUCUUCAAGAAAAAAAUACCUAACCUCUACUAUGGAGUAAACAAACCAGCAAGUUAUAAAUGCGUCACCCUAAAAACCGAAUUUUUCUGGGAAAACGGCAAGUUUAAGUUCCUUUGCUCAUAAUUAGCGUACCCUGCAGAGUUAUGGUAAAGAGAUACUUUAAAGUUGCACAACCUUGAUGAUUCCCUAAAGAAUAGGUCUGGACUAAUCUAUCAUCCUCUAGCUGUAUCAAAAUUUAUACACGAAUCAACGUCAAAACACAAUACAAAUCCUUAACUUUCCGCAUAAAACAACGACUUUUCACUACACUUUAAAAAAUUCAAGUGUUUAAUGUACCCUUUACUAUUUACCAAAAC
Molecule: messenger RNA, 2997 nt
Organism: Cylas formicarius (sweet potato weevil)
Lineage: Eukaryota; Metazoa; Arthropoda; Insecta; Coleoptera; Brentidae
Gene: Mer
Product: merlin
Exons: 9
Coding region: 460-2364 (634 amino acids)
Biological process (GO): regulation of organelle assembly; regulation of gliogenesis; positive regulation of protein localization to early endosome
Cellular component (GO): cytoskeleton; plasma membrane; adherens junction
Molecular function (GO): actin binding; cell adhesion molecule binding
Source: RefSeq, a predicted model, not a curated record